GUCAUUACACUAAGAAUAAAUAAAACGUCUAGCUGUUAGGCUCACGUCAAGCACUCUGUAUAUUAUUUAUAUUCAACAAGAUGCAUUAAGAUUUUCUCAAUACAUUACAUACUGUUUGUUUUGACUAUAUAUGGAUACAUAACUUAACCGCAUAGAUAAUAAUAAAUAAAUAUAGAAAUCAAACAUAACCUAAUUUUGUAGAUUUCAAACAGUUUCUAGUUUCUAGAUUUGCAAACAUGGGCAAAAAUAAAGAGAUCUUUUCAUUAUUAUUGAUUAUAAUAAGUUUAAGUUCUGCCGAGGUAUAUUACAACAUUUUGAAGCAAGAAGAUCUGUGCCUAAAUGGAUGCAAGGAGAAAGAACUAGAUCCAGACAGAAAAUGUGCAAUAACGUGCUGUCAAAGAGGUUGCAGGUUCUUUAAUUUAGUAAAUUUACAUCAUAAAUUAGAACCUAAUAAUUUAAAUAGUAGUUUGGAUGCAUGUGACGCUUCUUGUAUUGAAGCAUAUUUAGUUGAACAAGAUUUAACAGCCUGUAGAAUUGGCUGUGCUUUAAUGGCAAUUCAGCGUAUAAAUUGUUUAUCGCCCUUUUCAAUUACUAUACACAUAGAAGAUGGUAUACGUCCUAAUAUUCUGGUAAUGUCUCCUGAUAUUUUAAAUGAUCCUGUAUUUGGGAAAGAAUUGUUACCAGAAUGGUGGAAUUCUAAUGAAUUCAAAUUAUCCAAAACGUACUUUAAAACAAUUCCAAUUGAUUCAGAGACAAUGGAUUACAGUGUAUCAGCAGAAUAUUUGGGAGAAAAUGAAAAGUCUACAUCUCUACCAGGAUCCGAUUGGUUACAGUGUGCUUCUCGACAUACAGGAAUACCUCGUUGGAUGCUAGCUGUAGCUAUUGCUACAGCAGCACUAUCAGCUCUGUGGCUGUGUCUAUCUCCAGAGAAAUCAACUGAUUCUACUGAAAAAAUAACUUUAGUUAACCCGAAUAUUCCAGAUAAGGUCACAAUAUAUCUACCCGAUGAGGCUCCUUUACAUAAAAAACCACCUCCUAAAUAUAGUGAGGUUGUUGAUACAAAUAAACUCAAUUUGCAAGUUUAAAAAGUUAUAAAAUG
This is a messenger RNA of Ceratosolen solmsi marchali, 1099 nucleotides long. Its product is annotated as transmembrane protein 59. The coding region runs from base 237 to 1085 and encodes 282 amino acids. Lineage: Eukaryota; Metazoa; Arthropoda; Insecta; Hymenoptera; Agaonidae. The record is from RefSeq and is a predicted model, not a curated record. The transcript has 4 exons.